This is a messenger RNA of Emiliania huxleyi CCMP1516, 918 nucleotides long. RefSeq lists its product as hypothetical. Lineage: Eukaryota; Haptophyta; Isochrysidales; Noelaerhabdaceae. Bases 1 to 918 code for a protein of 305 amino acids. The transcript has 5 exons. The record is from RefSeq and is a predicted model, not a curated record.
AUGUGCGACCCCUUCCCCGCCGAAGAGGCGGCGACCAGCACCAUCUUUCGCUGCAAGUUCCCGGGUUGCCUCCGCAGCUACGGGAGCACUGACGCCGCGCGAAAGCACGCGCGGAAGACGCACCCGGACUGGCUCAAGCUGGCGGACGCCGCGGCGGCGAAGCGGGUUCGGGGUGGCCCGUCGACAAAGUCGUCCUUCUACUGCGCCCGAGAGGAGGCGCCCCUCCUCUCCCCCUCCUCCGCCGUGCCAAACGGCGGCCUGCUGCGGCUUGACUCGGCUCUCGAGCGGCUUGGCGGCUCGCUCGCCGCAACCGCCGCGUUUGGCGACGCCGCUGCGCCCCCCUCCUCCGCCCCCGGGCUGCCCUCUAGCCUGCCCUCCCUCUUCAGCUUGGGCGACGGGGUGGGCUGGGGGGCGGGGGCGCCUGCGUGGGCGUGGCCCGAGCCGCUCCCGCCGCUCCUCGGCGGCGUCGGGAGCGACUCUCCGGGCGGCUGGGAUGCCCUGCCCGCAGACCGAGUGGCAGACUCGUUGUCCUUGCCAGCGCUCAAGGCUCACGCCGCCGCAGACCUGGCGCGUCUGGCGGAGCUCAAGCUGCUGUCGCCGCUCAAGGCCUCGCCCUUCAAGCGCCCCAAGCUUGGCGCCGCGGGCGACGGCUUCGCUUUCCCCCCCGCCCCCGCGCUGGGCGGGUGCGACGGCGGCUCGCUCGCGGCGCUGCUGGCCGAGUCGUACGGAGGAGGGCUGGGCGGCGAGACGCCGGGCGGCGGGAGGCUGGGCGGCGGGGGGGCAUGCGGCGGCUUGCUGCAGCUCCGCGAGUGCGGCGCAAUCUCGGGCGUCGAGAUCGGCACGUUGCGCGUCGAGAUCGGCACCACCUCGCGGCCGUCGAGCCCCUUUGACGUGCUCGGCGCCCUCCUCUCCGUCUAG